AACUAUCCUCCCUUUCUUUUCCUUGGAAUUCCAUCAAUCCAAACGAAGCCAGCAAAGACAGAUGAGAAACAGGUAGCGAUUUACGGGACGACUCUGCAGAAGAAGAUACAAACUCCUCUACAAUCUAUAUCUAUAUCAAUACAUAUAUGUCAUCACAUAUAUAAGGAAAUUGGCGAGAAUGGUUUCUAUUUUCUACUCAAUGCCCAGGGCAAGAGAAGCUCUACUACAUUCAAUAUUUUCAGCUCCCAUCAUCACCCAAAAGCUUACCUCAUCGAUCACAUCACCCGUACCUUACCGUCAAUGCUAUUGCAGGAACAUAGUCUCUGUUUGUGUUGCCCAUCAAGGACAACAAAUCAGAAGCCCCAGCCUCGUCGCUCUCGAGUACGCUGAUCUCAAUCUAUCUGACAAAGUGUAUGAGGAUUUGGGGCAUGUUCGAAUUCGGCAGCAUGUCAACCCUCUUCGUUCUUCCCUUUUGAUCCCAGCAAAAGUACCGGACUGGAAUGAAGUGUUUAAGGAUCCAACGCUGCCACUUAUGGUGGAUAUAGGGAGCGGUAGUGGCAGAUUUCUCAUGUGGCUUGCAAAAAGAAAUCCUGAUACAAAGAAUUAUUUGGGACUGGAAAUACGCCAGAAAUUGGUGAAGCGGGCUGAAUUCUGGGUGAACGAACUGUCUCUUAGAAAUAUACAUUUCAUAUUUGCAAAUGCCACAGUUUCUUUCAAACAACUUGUAUCCACAUACCCUGGACCAUUGAUGAUGGCUUCCAUCCUGUGUCCUGAUCCUCAUUUCAAAAAAAAGUAUCAUAAAAGAAGGGUUCUGCAGAAGCCUUUAGUGGAUUCUAUCGUUGAUAGUUUAACGCCUGGAGGACAGGUGUUUAUACAGUCUGAUGUGCUUGAAGUGGCACUUGACAUGAGGAAUCAUUUUGAUACUGCGUCAGCCGAGCUUCUGCAUUUCAACAACAUCAAUCCUACCAUGCUCUGUGAUAACGAGGGAUGGCUAUUGACUAAUCCAAUGGGGAUAAGGACUGAGAGAGAAAUUCAUGCAGAAUUUGAAGGUGCAAAAAUUUACAGAAGGAUGUACCAAAAGCAGAUUCAAAAUUUUGUUCCAAAUUUAUCCUGCAAUUAGUCAUUAAUGCUCUGGAACAAUAAUAUGUUUUGUUCUGUUGCCCAAUUCUGUCCUCUUCACACUAGAAAUGUUUAGGGACCAUAGAAGUUGAUUCUGACAUAAGAAAGUUUGUGUUCUCUCUUUUCUCUCUCUAAAAAUUUCAUGGGAUUGAUGAUGUUGUAUGACUACUACACAUUGAACAUCUUUUUAGAAUACAAGAGAUUAGCUGA
Cornus florida is the source of this 1329-nucleotide messenger RNA. RefSeq lists its product as uncharacterized. The transcript has 8 exons. Gene Ontology annotation, cellular component: tRNA methyltransferase complex. Bases 179 to 1120 code for a protein of 313 amino acids. Lineage: Eukaryota; Viridiplantae; Streptophyta; Magnoliopsida; Cornales; Cornaceae. Gene Ontology annotation, biological process: tRNA methylation; RNA (guanine-N7)-methylation. Gene Ontology annotation, molecular function: tRNA (guanine(46)-N7)-methyltransferase activity. The record is from RefSeq and is a predicted model, not a curated record.